UUAUUUUCUACAGGAACUAUUUUGGUUCAACGUGCGGCAAGUUGUUCCCCGCUUUUUAUCUACUCCAGCAUCUCUUCAAGAAAUGGGCUUGUUAUCAUUAUUACGAAAACUACGCCCCAGCCCCGAUAAAGAAGCCAGAAUACUGUUACUUGGCCUAGAUAAUGCGGGCAAGACGACAAUUCUGAAGCAAUUGGCAUCCGAAGAAAUUUCUACGGUGACGCCAACAGCUGGUUUCAAUAUAAAAUCCGUGGCGGCCGAUGGUUUUAAACUCAAUGUCUGGGACAUUGGCGGUCAAUGGAAAAUACGGCCGUACUGGAAGAACUACUUUGCGAACACGGAUGUAUUGAUUUACGUAAUUGAUUGCACAGACCGUGAACGGUUGCCCGAAACUGGAAACGAGCUCUUCGAACUGCUCAUGGACAAUCGUCUCAAGCAGGUGCCAUUGUUGGUGUUCGCCAACAAACAGGAUCUGCCAAACGCACUUACCGCGUCUGAGGUAGCCGAAGCGGUGCAAUUAGUGCGUUUAGAGGAGCGCACCUGGCAGAUAAUCGGCUGCUCAGCGGUCGCUGGCACAGGCAUCAAAGAUGGCAUGGAUUGGGUCUGCAAUAAUAUGAAGAAGUGAACUACUCUAUUUAAUUUAUUUAUGUGUGGGUAUGUGUGUGUGCAUGCACUGCAUACGCAUGUUCAGGUAGUAUUUAGGCUAUGAACUCACUUUUGUGCAAGAAAUAGCAGAUAACUCAGCUCUUUAAGUACUCAGAUAAAUGUGUUUGUGUGUAUGUAUUUAAGAAAGUGUCCAAUUAACUGAUAAUUUUAGUUCUUAGAAUACAUUUUAUUUAUAAUCAUUUAACUUUUGAAGUGAGUCUUCAGUGAUAAAAAAAUAAAAUACGUCAAACUCAAUACCAAAAACAAACAAAAAACUCUAACAAAAGCCUGUAAAUCGU
Molecule: messenger RNA, 941 nt
Organism: Anastrepha obliqua
Lineage: Eukaryota; Metazoa; Arthropoda; Insecta; Diptera; Tephritidae
Product: ADP-ribosylation factor-like protein 3
Exons: 5
Coding region: 83-622 (179 amino acids)
Biological process (GO): cilium assembly
Cellular component (GO): microtubule cytoskeleton; cytoplasm
Molecular function (GO): GTP binding; GTPase activity
Source: RefSeq, a predicted model, not a curated record